AUGGGCGACAGCGGCAUAAGCACCAACGUGGGCCAACCCGGCCCAGCGCCCAAGAAGCACAUCUUGCUGAAUGCAUUCGACAUGUCCACCGUGGGACACCUGUCCCCGGGCCAAUGGAAGAACCCGAACGACAAAUCGGCCACGAAGCGCACGCUCGAGUACUGGAUUGAGCUGGCGAAGCUGCUCGAGCGAGGUGGCAUCAACGCCCUGUUCCUGGCGGAUACGUUUGGGGGCCAUGAUACGUACCAGGGGAAUUUGGACGAGUGUAUUCGCCGGGCGGCGCAAUGGCCCGUGACGGAUCCGUCGAUUCCCAUCUCGGCGAUGGCGGCCGUGACGAAGCACCUCACCUUCGCCAUCACCUCGUCGACGUCCUCGGAGGCGCCGUUCCUGCUGGCAAAGCGCUUCUCGACCCUCGACCAUAUGACCAAGGGCCGGUUCGGCUGGAACAUCGUCACCUCGUACAAGAAAGCGGCCUUCAAGGCCAUCGGGCUGGACAGCCCCAUUGAGCACGACGAGCGGUACCGACAGGCAGAUGAGUACCUGCGUGUGCUGUACAAACUGUGGGAGGGAUCGUGGGCGGCGGACGCCGUGUCGCCAGACCCGGCCAACGACUCGUACAUCGACCCGGACAAAGUCCGCACCAUCAAGCACAAGGGCAAGUACUACAGCCUGGAGACGCCGCACAUCGUCGACCCGUCGCCGCAACGCACCCCGUUCCUGUUCCAGGCGGGGACCUCGCCGGCGGGCUCGGCCUUCGCCGCCACGCACGCCGAGGCGAUCUUCGUGUCGGGCCACUCGCCGGGCAUCCUGCGGCCGAAGAUCGACCACAUCCGGCGGCUGGCGGCGGAGCAAGGGCGCGACCCGCGCUCGAUCAAGCUCUUCGCGACCUUCACGCCGAUCGUGGGGCGCACCGACGCGGAGGCACAGGCCAAGUACGAGGCGCUGAAGAAGGACGCGUCGGUCGUGGGCGGGCUGGUGCUCUUCAGCGGGUGGACGGGGAUCGACAUCUCGCGGAUCCCGCUGGACCAGGAGAUCACGGCGGCGGACUCGGCGGAGACGGCGCGCAUUGCGAGCGUCCUGGACGCGCUCACGACCACCAGCGAGGAGAUCCCGCGCUGGACGCCGCGCGUGGUGGCGGAGAAGGCGGCCACCGGCGGGUUGGGCCCGCUGGGCAUCGGCAGCGCGGCCACGGUCGCGGACGUGAUGGAGCGCUGGAUCGAGGAGGCCGACCUCGACGGGUUCAACCUGGCCCAUGUGUCGAACCCGGGGACGUUCGAGGACGUCGUGGACCUGUUGAUCCCCGAGCUGCGACGACGCGGGUUGUACCCGGAGCUCCCUGUGGCGGAGGCGGAGGCGCUCACGGCGCGCGAGAAGGUGUAUGGGAAGGGACAGAGCGGGCUGCGAGCAGAUCAUCCGGGGAGUCGGUACGCAUACGAUGUGUAUGUGGAGGAAGCGUCGUAUGAGGCGUAG
This is a messenger RNA of Aspergillus clavatus NRRL 1, 1470 nucleotides long. RefSeq names its product xenobiotic compound monooxygenase, DszA family. Lineage: Eukaryota; Fungi; Ascomycota; Eurotiomycetes; Eurotiales; Aspergillaceae. The record is from RefSeq and is a predicted model, not a curated record. Gene Ontology annotation, molecular function: oxidoreductase activity, acting on paired donors, with incorporation or reduction of molecular oxygen; monooxygenase activity. The transcript has 4 exons. Bases 1 to 1470 code for a protein of 489 amino acids.